This is a messenger RNA of Rosa rugosa (rugosa rose), 2004 nucleotides long. RefSeq lists its product as uncharacterized. The coding region runs from base 105 to 1814 and encodes 569 amino acids. Gene Ontology annotation, molecular function: polyubiquitin modification-dependent protein binding. The record is from RefSeq and is a predicted model, not a curated record. NCBI's taxonomy places the organism in Eukaryota, Viridiplantae, Streptophyta, Magnoliopsida, Rosales, Rosaceae. Gene Ontology annotation, cellular component: VCP-NPL4-UFD1 AAA ATPase complex. The transcript is spliced from 3 exons.
UUCCUCAUUCCUUCGAUUCCCUAUUUCUUAACCAACACGACGAAGUUUCUGAAUUGUGAGAGAACAAAAACCUCUCAAUUCCCAAAUUGUACGAACCCAACAAAAUGGAUUACGAGCUGAGGAGAGCGAGAGAGAAGCUGAACAAGGAGCAGCACGAGAGGAAAGAGAUUGCCAGGAAGAGAUUGGAGAGGGAGAGAAAGGCCAAAGAAGAAGCCAGGAAGCAAAGAGAAGCCCUUGACGCUGAGAGAUCCAGACGCAUCUUCGAUGCCGAACAAGCCCAGAUUAAGGUUGAUCAAGAAGUGCAGGAAAGUUUACUUGUGGGACGAGGAAUUGUGUUCUAUCGUGUGUUGGAAGCGGUAGCUUGUCAGGGUAGUGGAGAUAAGAUCAAGCUGCCAUCUUCAUGCUUCAAUGAAUUGUCGGAAGGAGGUGCUUUUGAUAAGGGACCAUUGUAUUUUAAGUUAUCGGUAGUUCAUCAGGAGGGUUCUUCGGGCAUGGUUGAUGAGAAGGAAAAGAGCCCGAGCACACAUUCAGGUGUUUUGGAGUUCACAGCUGAUGAAGGUUUUGUUGGGCUUCCUCCUCAUGUAUGGCAGAAUUUAUUUCCAGGGAAUACACCAGCGAUCCCUUUGAUAGAAGUUCGCUAUGUCUGGCUGCCUAAAGGAACUUACGCCAAACUUCAACCUCUUAGGGUAGGCUUCUCAGACUUGCCUAACCACAAGGCCAUCCUCGAAACAAGCCUUCGCCAGCAUGCCACCCUUUCUGAAGAUGACAUAUUUAUAGUCAACUAUGGGGACCUGGUAUAUAAGUUACAGGUUCUUGAAUUAAAACCCUCUUCAAGUGUAUCUGUUCUAGAAACAGAUAUUGAAGUCGACAUAGUUGGUCCUGAUGCCGCUGUGGAGAACACUCAUGAUAAUGUGCUAAAACCACUUACAUUUGGAAAAUCGGAAUUUGGAAUGGUCGACGAAGGGCACUACACAUAUUACAAGUUCUCAAUAGAUAAUGCUACUUGGGAGAAAAUUGCUUCUGGGGAUGCCAAAUUUGAGGUCAGGAUAGAACCAGAGACAAAUUCUGGGGAUAGUGAUAUCUACAUAUCUAAGCAUCCUCUCAUAUUCCCUACCAGGCACCAGCAUGAAUGGUCAUCCCAUGACAUUGGUUCGAAGACUUUGAUCCUUAGUUCAAAAGAUAAGAGCUUGGAGGCAGGAACUUACACGCUUGGUGUUUAUGGCUUUAAGGGAAAAACUAAGUACCAUGUAUCUGUGAAUGUUCAAGAUGUCAGGAAUCAGAAGGUAGGCCAGAAGGUUGCGUCUUCCUCAUCAUCAAUGGAUGUGGAUACUGUAGAGUGUAAGAAUUGUAAGCGUUAUAUACCCAGUCGGAGUAUUGCACUCCAUGAAGCAUAUUGUAGCAGAAACAAUGUUGUUUGUCAGCAUACUGGUUGUGGAGUUGUUCUUAGGGUUGAGGAGGCCAAGAAUCAUGUGCAUUGUCAAAAAUGUGGACAGCCUUUUCAUCAGGAAGAGAUGGAGAAGCACGUGAAAGUGUUCCAUGAGCCGCUUCACUGCCCCUGUGGUAUUGUGCUUGAGAAGGAAGAGAUGGUGCAACAUCAAGCCUCAGUUUGCCCCCUGCGCCUUGUUCCGUGUCGAUUCUGUGGGGACAUGGUUCAAGCCGGAAGUUCUGCUAUUGAUGUUCGGGACAAGUUAAGAGGAUUGUCUGAGCAUGAGAGUGUCUGUGGGUCGAGGACUGCCCCGUGCGAUUCAUGCGGGCGUUCCGUGAUGUUGAAGGACAUGGACAUCCACCGCGUUGCCGUCCAUCAAAAGAACUAAGGUGAGUCAAAUGUGAGUUUCGCCAGUGCCUGCAUUGUCAAAGUCUGCUUGUUGUGUUUUAUGUUCUUGUAAAGUUGAAGGGAAUAAAUGAAUUAUUUGUAUCCUUUUGUGCAUGUGAACUGUACCAGUGAGUUUAUAAUCGCUUGAAGUUGCAAAGAUUCAAUGGAUAUGGGGUCGUUUGCGUUAGAAA